Molecule: messenger RNA, 1566 nt
Organism: Drosophila willistoni
Lineage: Eukaryota; Metazoa; Arthropoda; Insecta; Diptera; Drosophilidae
Exons: 2
Coding region: 1-1566 (521 amino acids)
Biological process (GO): DNA integration
Molecular function (GO): nucleic acid binding
Source: RefSeq, a predicted model, not a curated record
AUGCACCGCGUGGGCGAAAUACUGGAGUUCACAAACGUUAGCCAAUGGAACUGGGUUCCAACCAACCUUAACCCUGCAGAUCUUGCUACUAAAACAAACAACGCCAAUAAAUAUAAAACUUGGCUACACGGUCCAGACUAUUUGCUGCAGGAUCAACACGAGUGGCCAAAAUGCGAUGAUUUGGGGCCACCAAACAAUGCUGAAGUCAGGCAUAACAUACUCUUCAUCGACAAUUCGCCGAUGGAGCUAAAACUUAACGCGGAAUAUUUUUCCGACUGGCGCAGGCUAUAUCGAGCUUUUGCGCGCUUUAUUCUCUACAUUGAGAAACUGAAAGCGAAACAAAAGAAGGCAUCGCCACCUACAGAGGUGUCUUACGAGAUGAUUCAGCAGGCACGCACACUCCUACUGCGGCAUGCGCAGUCGUCUGAAUUCAACCCAGAAAUUCGCAACUUAACGAGAGAUGAAAACCAGAUCCUACGUACCCGAGGGCGAGCAGAAAACCUAAACGGCCAAAACCAAUUACUGGUCCAAUAUGGGCACCACAUUACUCGCCUCAUAGUGAACUGGUAUCAUCAGGAAAUGCACCACACAUCCCAUGAGACGUGUAUUAACAGGAUUCGAGGCAUGUUUUACAUACCACGCCUACGAGUCUUAUACAGAGGCAUGCGGAAGUCUUGCCAACGCUGUAAAAAUGAGAGCGCCAUGCCUGUUCCACCGCAAAUGGCUCCCUUACCCAUCGCCAGGCUGGCUGCCUACCAACGUCCCUUCACUUACGUCGGUAUCGACUACUUCGGGCCCUUCUUGGUUGCUGUAGGACGGCGAAGCGAAAAAAGAUGGGGCGUUAUUUUCACCUGCCUAACCAUACGGGCAGUGCAUAUAGAAUUGGCGUGCUCUUUGGACACUGCAUCGUGCAUAAUGUGCAUCCGAAACUUCAUCAAUCGGCGCGGGACCCCGAGAGAAAUUUACAGCGACAAUGGCACUAACUUCAAAGCUGCUGAAAAGAUUAUCUGUGACAAAGCGCAGACGAUCAACUUCAACGCCGUGCAACCGGCGUUCGAUGACAUCAAAUGGAAAUUUAAUCCCCCAGCCGCUCCUCAUAUGGGGGGAGCAUGGGAGCGACUUGUUCGUUCCGUCAAGACUGUACUCUACGCAAUCUGCCCAGCGAGAAAAUUUACCAGCGAGGGCCUACAAAGCGCACUCUGGGAAGUGGAAUUCAUCCUAAAUUCCAGACCGCUUACCUUUGUCUCUCUGGACAGCAAAGACGACGAGGCUAUCACCCCUAACCAUCUACUACUAGGAUCAGCAAGCGGCUAUAAACCAGUCAUCGAAACUACACAUACCGUACAGCACAUGUGGCAAGCUGUACAAGAAUUCGCCGAUCAAUUCUGGCGACGAUGGGUACGCGAAUACGUUCCAGAUUUAGCCAGCCGAGGAAAAUGGUUUACGAAGAGACCGCCAAUAGCAGCUGGAGACGUCGUUGUAAUAUUGGACGAGACUCUGCCCCGAAAUAGAUGGCCAAAAGGCAGUCAGAACUGCCAACGGGACUCUUCAAAGGCCCGUGGCUAA